Naumovozyma dairenensis CBS 421 is the source of this 3369-nucleotide messenger RNA. RefSeq names its product histone acetyltransferase (gene TAF1). The transcript has a single exon. The record is from RefSeq and is a predicted model, not a curated record. NCBI's taxonomy places the organism in Eukaryota, Fungi, Ascomycota, Saccharomycetes, Saccharomycetales, Saccharomycetaceae. The coding region runs from base 1 to 3369 and encodes 1122 amino acids. Gene Ontology annotation, cellular component: transcription factor TFIID complex. Gene Ontology annotation, molecular function: RNA polymerase II general transcription initiation factor activity; histone acetyltransferase activity; RNA polymerase II general transcription initiation factor binding. Gene Ontology annotation, biological process: transcription by RNA polymerase II; RNA polymerase II preinitiation complex assembly.
AUGUCAACAUCAACACCGCCAAAUGGCAAUAAGAAGAGUACUAAAAACAAGAGUAAAGAGAGCAAGACUUCCGAUUUAACUAAUGAAGAGGACGCAUAUAACGCUAUCUUUGGUGGUGAUUUCGGAUCCCUAGAGAUUGGUAGUCUUAUAGCGAAAGAGGAAAAUGGAGAUGGAGCCACUGAACAUUUACCAGAUGCCAUGGACUUCGAAGAUGAAGAAGAAUUAGCUGAAGAGGAAGAGGAAGAAGGAGGUGAAGGUGAAGGUGAAGGUGAAGAUUCCUCAAGUGGAAGUGAAGAAGAAACUACAAGUGAAGAAGAAGAAGAAGAGGAUGAAGGGGAGGAGCAAGAGGAAGAACAGAAAAAGGGUUCCAUUCCACUUUCUUUACCUACAACUAGCCCUAAUGCAAUACCUUCCAAUGAUCCCUUUACGAGAGAUUUGAACGAUGAUAACCUCAUAUUAGAUCAUAAUUUCUUAAAUGCCCUGCCGACAAAUCUAAAUGAUACUAAUAAUCCUAUGGGUCCAGAAGAUGAUAAUGAUUUCCAAUACAUGGAUGAUAAUAAUGCAUUAUUCAAUUUGGGUGUAGAUAAUACGAUUCCUAAUUCAAGUAUCAUAACCUCUAAUAAUAAUGUCAACAAUAAUAACAAUACUACGAUAUUCAUGGACCAUAAUCCAUCAUUCGAUGACACAUUUUCCUUGAAUAAUACUCAAUCCUCACAACAAAUGCAACAACAGCCACCGCCAUUGCAACAGCAACAACAACCGAAUGGAUUACCAAUGUUAAUGCUCGGUCAGCAACUCAAACAACAUACACAUAUGAGUAAUAUGAUAUCGAAAGAGGACUCAAUAAAACGUGAAAGAGAAAAAAUAGCUAAUGAGGAAAAAUUCUUAUUAAAAACUUACUUCCCUACUUUCAAAAAGGGUAAAAUUCUCAAAUGGAACAAAUUUAUUUAUCGUUCAAAAGGGAGAUAUAACUGGCACAGAGAUUAUUCAUUAGCCAAUAAACAAUUGAGCGUACUAUUUCCAAUAAAUUUGAAAUUGAAAGUACAAACCGAUCAAAGAAAGCUGUUUAUGUCCUCUUCAUCAAAUCCAUGGCAAUAUUCAUUAAUGAGUUCAACUAACAUUAGGAAAAAAAAUGGGAUCAUCUCCGUCACUUUGGAUGAAAUAGAUCCACAACCAAUUAAGAGGGAAAAGAUUAUUCGUGAAUCAUAUAAUAUCCCAGAAGAUUUAUUGAUAGCUACUGAUGACUGGGACCAAGAAAAAAUCAUUAACGGUGAUGACGCUAAUGGCAAAGGUGCCUUAUUAUCCGAAGAAUCUACAGGUAUACCAUCAUCUUUGAAAAACAUUUUGGAGCAAAACGAUGAAGAUUGGAAUUGGAAUGAAGAAAAUCUAAUUAAUGUUAAUUUGAAACAAGCUAAAACAGCUGAACUAAAUAUGAAUGAUGAAAAUUUAUUACUAAUUAGAAAUGAAUCUCGCACAUCAAUGAUUAACGAUACGAAGCUACUUCCACCACUCAAUGAAAGAUCAAUCUUAACAAAAAUUUAUAUAUCCAACGAUAAUGAAUACGACAUCCUAAAACGUACCCACCAACCUAAGGUUCGUUCUACUAUUUCAAACCUGAACAUUGAACAUUCAUUACCCGCUUUGAAGUUACAAUCUCCUUAUUAUAAAGUUUCCAUACCAAAAUCACAAGUAAGAUAUUUCCAUAGACCCCACUUUGGUAAUAAUAUACGUCCUGGAACAAACAUUGUAUUUAGUAAAUUGAAAAUAAGGAAACGUAAGCGUGAUAAGGGUAAAGAUAUCAAAGAAUCAUUUGCUUCUACUCAAGAUUUAACCAUCGGUGAUACAGCUCCUAUAUAUCUUAUGGAAUAUUCAGAACAAACUCCGUUAGCAUUAUCUAAAUUCGGUAUGGCAAAUAAAUUAAUAAAUUAUUAUAGGAAGACUUCUGAUCAAGACACACUACGGCCCAAAUUACCAGUGGGUGAAACUCAUGUCCUAGGUGUUCAAGACAAAUCUCCAUUUUGGAAUUUUGGUUUCGUCGAACCAGGUCAUAUUGUCCCCACUUUAUACAAUAAUAUGAUUCGUGCUCCAGUUUUCAAACAUGAUGUAUCAGGAACAGAUUUCUUACUAGUGAGAAGUUCAGGUCAUGGUGUAAGUAAUAGAUUUUACAUAAGGGGUAUCAAUCAUUUAUUUGCAGUGGGGCAAACUUUCCCAGUGGAAGAGAUUCCUGGUCCAAAUUCAAGAAAGGUCACAUCAAUGAAAACAACAAGAUUAAGAAUGAUCGUUUAUCGUCUUUUGAAUAAAGCUCAAGGUAGAUCUAUUUCCAUUGACCCUGUUAAUAAACAUUUUCCUGAUCAAGAUUAUGGGCAAAAUAGACAAAAAGUUAAAGAAUUUAUGAAAUAUCAACGUGAUGGUCCCGAUAAAGGGUUGUGGAAAUUGAAGGAAGGUGAAACGUUAUUAGAUAACGAACAUACAAGGAAAUUAAUCACCCCUGAACAAGUGUCGGAAGUAGAAACAACUAGUCAAGGUAUUCAAUUCCAAGAAGAUAAUGAAUGGUUUAAUUUCGAUGAUAAAUUGAAACGAUUAGAAGAAAACCUUUUACCUUGGAAUGCUACUAAAAACUUCAUAAAUGCAACACAAAUGCGUGCCAUGAUCCAAAUACAUGGAGCUGGUGAUCCAACUGGUGUCGGAGAAGGGUUUUCAUUUUUAAAAACUUCAAUGAAAGGUGGGUUUAUUAGAUCAGGAUCUCAUAUGGAUGGUAAGAGAUCUGGUGGACAUACUUAUAAUGUCGCAGAACAACAAAAAGCAUACGAGGGAGAAAUCAGUAAAACAUGGUAUACUCAUGCAAAAAGUCUUAGUGUGACAAAUCCAUUUGAAGAAAUUGAUGAUCCUGAUAUUGUUAACCCGACUAACAAACAUGUUAAGACUCAUAGAGACGAUAAUAAAGUAUUAAAAAUUGUGAGAAAACGAAGGGACGCGAAUGGAAUUAUCCAAAGACAAACAAUUAUCGUUAGAGAUCCACGUGUCAUUCAAGGUUAUUUGAAAGGUAAAGAAAAGAAGAAAGCUGAAAAUCUUGAUGUUAAUAAACUUUUAGAACAAGAAACGACAAAUAUAGGGAAUAUGGAAGAUAUUGAAAUGCAAAAGAAAUUGUUGCAAAAUGAAUUGGCCAACCUUGAAAAAUCACAACAAAGAAGAACAGCACGUCAAAACUCUAAGAAGAAGACUUUGCAAGACGGUAAAGUUACUAAGAAUAAAAAUACGACGAGGCGCUGUGCUACAUGUGGCCAAGUUGGUCAUAUAAAAACUAAUAAAGCAUGCCCUAUGUAUAACAGCGGUGUGAACGACGAUGCUUCAACACCAAGUGCUACUUAA